This is a messenger RNA of Etheostoma cragini (Arkansas darter), 6478 nucleotides long. It is a transcript of the gene ulk1b, whose product is annotated as unc-51 like autophagy activating kinase 1. Lineage: Eukaryota; Metazoa; Chordata; Actinopteri; Perciformes; Percidae. The transcript is spliced from 27 exons. The record is from RefSeq and is a predicted model, not a curated record. Gene Ontology annotation, molecular function: protein serine/threonine kinase activity; ATP binding. Gene Ontology annotation, cellular component: cytoplasm; autophagosome. Gene Ontology annotation, biological process: axon extension; protein autophosphorylation; positive regulation of autophagy. Bases 578 to 3661 code for a protein of 1027 amino acids.
AUGCGCUUUGUGUCAGAGGCUAGACGCCAGUCUGCUUUGUUUGGACUGAUGGCACCAUCGAUGCAACGACUUUCGGAGAGUCAGCUGCGAAUAGCAACAGAUUCAGAGGGAUAUUUACAGCAUUUUCCGGUUAUUAGCCGUUGUUAGCUCGUUUUAAAUUCCCAGUCAGCGCUUGUGUCGCCUUGUGUACGCGUCAGAAAACAGAAGUGAGGAGUCCCAUCCCCUGUAAAUAAACAAAACGCAGCGAGCAGCUUUUUAAGGUGGCACGAGACAGCUGCAACAACAAGACUCAGCCGAUCCUCCUUUGUUAAGUUAGCUAACUUUUUAGCAGGUUUGUUAGCGAUGGACAUCACCAUACAGCUUUGUUAGGAGUUAAACUCCAAAACGUGUGCGUGUGAACAUGAGAGAAGAGUACAGUUUGUUGACAGGAAGGCAGCCCAUGGCAAGUAAAAGAGGGGGUGGACGUCCCUGCUGCUGUCCCUACUUGACAGAGGAGAAAGGAGCACUUGCUGUCCAGAAGAGUGACCUGAGGCCUCCUGGUCAUUUGUCCGCCUAGAAAAUCUGACUUUGGCACGAUAUGGAGACGGUGGGGAAAUUUGAGUUCAGUCGGAAGGACCUGAUAGGACAUGGCGCAUUUGCUGUCGUCUUCAAAGGCAGACACCGAGAGAAACAUGACUGGGAGGUGGCAGUGAAGUGCAUCAACAAGAAGAACUUGGCCAAGUCCCAGACACUGUUGGGGAAAGAGAUCAAAAUACUCAAGGAACUGAAACAUGAGAACAUCGUUGCAUUACUGGACUUUCAGGAAACUGCCAGCUCAGUGUACCUGGUAAUGGAGUACUGCAAUGGCGGCGACCUUGCUGACUACUUACACUCCAAAGGCACCCUGAGUGAGGACACUAUUCGGGUUUUCCUGCAGCAGAUUGCAGGAGCCAUGAGGGUCCUACAGGGCAAAGGCAUAAUCCACAGGGACCUCAAGCCCCAGAACAUUCUGCUCUCCUACCCACCAGGACGCAAGUCACACUCUAACAACACCUGCAUCAAGAUUGCGGACUUUGGCUUUGCCAGGUACCUUCAGAACAACAUGAUGGCAGCAACACUCUGCGGGUCCCCUAUGUACAUGGCUCCUGAGGUCAUUAUGUCCCAAAGCUAUGAUGCCAAGGCUGACUUGUGGAGUAUAGGAACCAUAGUGUUUCAGUGCCUGACUGGGAAGGCUCCUUUUCAGGCUAGUAGUCCCCAGGAACUCCGGCUCUUCUAUGAAAAACACAAGACCCUCAGCCCAAACAUCCCCAGAGAGACGUCAAGCCAUCUGAGGCACCUGUUGCGGGGUCUGCUGCAGCGCAACCACAAGGACCGCAUGGACUUUGAAGAGUUUUUUUGUCAUCCUUUCCUGGAGGCUAGCUCAUCCAUGAAAAAGACAACUCCUACUGUGUCCAUGACCUGCUUCCCAAGCUCUGCAUCAGCCAGCUCUUGUAGCAGCUCUUCCACCUCUCACCUCGCCUCACCACCGCAGUCUCUUGCUGAGGUCCAGCAUUUGCGUGCCAAAGCUCUGGCCUCCCCUACCCAGGAGGCCACUGGUUUUCUCCUCAAGGACUCGUCUGGAGGGGGCGGCAGCAGCAAGAACUCCUCCUCCUGUGACACAGAUGACUUUGUCAUGGUGCCUGCUCAAUUCACCACAGGUGAGCUGACAUGUGAGGGUAAAGUGCUGCAGGACAGCCUGAUGAACAGCGGCUCUCUUCUGGCUUCUGCUGGUCUGUGUGGCCAAGCCAAAAGUCCUCCACACUCACCUUCCUGCAGUGGGUCUCCAAGUCCUGUCAGACCCAGUGAGUUCUUGGGAAGUAACUAUAUUGGUAGUGAUGGAAACCAUGGUCAGUCAUUACCUAUCCCAGUCCCCACCCAGGUCCAGAACUUCCAGCGCAUGGAGCAGAACCUCCAUUCUACCAAACAGGAUUGCUCACCACGGAUGUCAACACCAGUACGUCGUUGCAGCAGUGGAAGCUUGCUGGGUUUUGCUCGAACCGGGCCUUCACCACCAUAUGGGCAAGGAGCAGUCACCACCAAUCGCAGAUUUUCUCUGGGAGGUGCCAGACCUUUCCAGCUAUCCCCUCAAGCUCUUCAGCACAUUGAACCCCGGCCGACUUCUCAGCAACACCCACAGACGACAGGACUGGGCACACGGCUCCACAGUGCUCCCUGUUUGUUGGAAUGUGCCAGUGGCGGUGUCCGGCAAAAGAUCAGGAAGCAGCACUCAGACCCGAUGGUGGCACCCUCAACAGGUCUGAAGACUGUCCGCCCUCUACACUCGUCCCCCAGACUCAGUGAGCUGAUGCAGCGUAGCCCCCUCCCCACCAUCCUGGGCUCCCCUUCCAGGGCUAUCCCUCCUUUUGAAUUCCCCAAGCCUCCAAGCUCUACGAACCUCGUGACCUUCCUGACACAACAGGGUUUGAUCAUAGGCUCUCCGUGCAGCAGGACUGUCCCAGCAGAGCCCAGAAACGCAGGGCAACAAGCGCUUGCACAGGUCCCCCAGCCUGCCCACUGCAUCCACAGACUGAAUGAUGAUACCAAAGGCUUUGGAAGGUCUCAGAGUGCAGGUCGUCUGUCUGACAUGCUGCUGAUGGCUGCAUUUGGACCAGGUGGACCUGUGGGUGACCGAGGCAGCACAGAGAACCUAACCUCUGAAAAAGCCAUAGACAUAACAGUGCCCCCCGGUGGUGGGGGAGUCCUUGCACCCGGCUCCAUCAGCCCAGCACAGGUGGUUUUCACUGUGGGCUCUCCUCCCAGUGGCAACACCCCACCUCAUGCAUCCAGACAGAGGAAAUAUUCAGGCUCCUUCACUUCAAUCAGCCCCGCUGGCUCCUUUACAAGCCGCUACCCCCAGACAGGAACCUAUCUGGAUGGCUUUGAGGCUCCUUCCAGUCCUCGCUACAGUUUCACAGAUCCUAUCACAGCCAACAUGGGCGGUCAUGUAACUUUCGAAGCUCCUGAGCUGCCCGAGGAAACGCUGAUGGAGCAGGAGCAUACAGACACCGUGCAAAGCCUGCGUUUCACUUUGGAUUUCACCCGCUGUCUGAUGGAGGUGGCUGGAGCCCGUGGCGUCGCGGUGUGGGGGGAGCAGGGCCAAAUUUCUCAUCCCUCUCUCCUUCAGCAGCAGAGCCUGGUAGCAGAUCAGAUAAGCUCACUGAGCCGAGAGUGGAGUCAUGCAGAACAGCUGGUUCUCUUCCUGAAGACUGCAGAACUCUUAUCCACUGCCUUACACACAGCCAUGGAGCGAGUUAAACAGGGCAAACUCUACCCAUCGUCUACAGUCAAACAAAUAGUGAGGAGGCUGAAUGAGCUGUACAAGUCCAGUGUGGCGUCCUGUCGCUCACUCAGCACCCGUCUGGAGCGCUUCUUUUCCAGGAAACACCGUCUAAUGGACCAAAUCACCUCCAUCACAGCUGAGCGCCUGCUUUUCAGCCACACUGUGCAGAUGGUUCAGACUGCUGCGCUGGACGAGAUGUUCCACCAGGGGGAAGCAUCAGUCUUGCGCUACCAUAAAGCUCUCCUGCUGAUGGAAGGCCUGUCUCUGCUGCUAACUGAACAGGACGACAUCCUCAGUGUUAGCAAAUGUAAGGAAUGCAUUGAACGGCGCCUCACAGCUUUGCAGUCAGGACUCUGUGUUUGAGAGCCCUGCACUGCCUCUUGGACUGUGCAUAUGAUGACAUUUGCACCCUGCACAUCGCCAAUGAACCAAACCUCAUUGUCUUCACUUAGGAAUGCUUUCGUUUUCACAAGAAAACCACAAGGCUUUAGUUUUCACAGAACCUAAAGGGUUUGUGCUUUUUAAAUGGCUUGCCAUUCAUCUCAAGUUCGGGAGAAUGUCUGCUCUAGAAACUAUGUGAGAGUACAUGGCUUCUGGCACCGAUAAUCGGAUGUGUUGCCAGGAAGAAGAACCCCUUUACUAGGAGCAACACCUGCAGGAGCAAAUUUUGCUAAGUAUUCACAUACCCACAUACAUACAUGACUUAUCUAUACAUAAACAGAUAGCGUUUUUAUGAUGGACAAAUAUUCGUGCUACGAAUUUGCAGUAGACUUUAUAGACAAAAUGUUAUCUUUUACCAAGAUCAGUAGCUGGAUGGAAAGCACAGUAUCUGCUGUACACCUACAAAUACAGUAAGGAUAUGUUCUGAGGAAGAUAGGGAACGGCCAAGUAUCAUUCUCAUCAAAUGUAUGUUUGUGGUAUACUCCUUGUUUGCUUUCCUGUGUUUAUUUUUCUGGUAUUUAUCUAAUUGUUACUUGCUCUGCUGAAGAAAAAUUUCAGUAGCAAUGCUACAGUGGGUGGCUAGAAGCGCAUACAAGCACUAUUACAAAACUGUUGCCAAAAUGACUUAUUUUAAACUCACUGCAGGUAACUAUGCUGGUUUGGAGAAGAAGAAAAAAUGUCGGAUGUUUAAUCAUUGAAACAAUAAUGUAAUAGGAAUUUAUUUAUUUUUUUAAUGGCAGCACCAACAGACAGAAAAUGGGUCCAGGAAACAGUCAUUACCCCACUUCUACAUAACAAAUAUAGCAUUUAAUUCAAGAGGGACUGAAACUGGCCUGUUAACAUCCUUGAUCCCAAUCAUGUUAUAGAUGCUGCAAUAACCUGGCAUGUAUUCUUCAGCUUAUGUACUGAUGUUGCUUGUUAUUUCUUCACCAAUUCCAUAUUCUGUCUGAUUAUAUGUCAUCAGUAAAUCACGUAGGAGUUUAGCAAGUUUAAUCAAAUUUGAGGGCUGACGGGAGGGAAACAGCGCUAAUGUUAGCCAAAUGUUAAUCAAGUUUAGGGUCCUCCCAGGGUUAACGUCUGAUUGUUUUUGCACUGUUGAAGUACUGUAUAGAACGAUCAUGGGUGGAACAUGCUGAACAUGUCCAGUUUUUGUAGAUACCAAGAAAGAUAAGCUUACUUAGAGAUUUGUAUUCCAUGCUUUUAUUGCAGUUUAAGUUCUACUACAGUUGCUGUCCAAAUAUGUGUGUUAGAUGUGAGAAUGCUGACAAAGAGAUGGUAUAAGCUAGGAAACCUUAGAAAGAAAAAUUUGCUUUACACUGAAAUAUAAUUUGCAUUGGUUGUGUUCUGUUUCAGAGUAGUCAACGGGUGGCGAUUGUGUUUGAAUUUGAAAAGUGACCGGUUGAUUUGGAGUGCUAGUGUGUUUUGCCUGAAAAGUUUGUGUAUUGUCAAUAUUGAUCUUAAACAUGUGUCCUAACAGGAUACUUAUACUCUCCUAAAUUGGUCUGGAAUAAGGUCAAUGGGAAGGGUCAACGUCUGUUCUGGUUGCUGUCAAAGAGAAAUGUGUGUGCAUGCAUGGGUGAAGUGAUGGUGAUUGAUCUUUUAAUGGAUAGUGGAUUUGUUCGGUUCAGAACUAAUGAUUUUCACUCCAGGUGUGGAUGUAGUUCAACAACAUCCGCUGAAAAGCAAGGGUUCCUCUGGUGUAACCCACUGCCAGGACCCAGUACAACUUUCUUUUUUCCUGAGGUGUAUUUUCCUCUGCCUUUUUAUUUUAAGUUAUUAAAGAUGGUUUAGAAUAGGGUGUGGAUGUAUGGUCAGUGCUGAAAAUAGUUUACACUGAGAACUUUGAAGGCUACAGUAGCACUGUCAGCACAACAGAAUGGCUUUGUCUCAGUGAAGAUUUCCCUAAAUAUACAUAAUGUGUAUUUGCUUUGUGGCCUUUUGUCCAUUGUCAGAUAACUUUUUAUUUUUUCCAUAGGUAUCUCUACCUAGAGCAUUCUGUAUGUGUAAUGUAAUGUUUGUUUGUACAUUCCUUAUAUCAACUCAUCCACAGCCUCUCUGUCUGUUACACAUGCUGUUGCUGAUACAUGCUGAUACAGAUAGCAGAAAGCGAUGACAUCUUACUUUUAAAAAACUGAUGCAUGUGUCACUUUUAAUUGUCCUUUACAAUCAUUGCUAUUGGCCAUCCUUUUAAUGAGUAUUCUGGGGUAGGAGUCAUAAAAUAAUGUGUGUAGCAGUUGAAGUAAUUAAAGAGUACAGCAGGAUGGUGUAGGAAGUGUGGAGACGGUGCCCUUUGACAAGCUGGUAUCUACUCUGCUGAAGUGUCCUUGAGCACAGCUUUAAUGCAACUGUUCUGAUCCCAUAAAGAUCAAAUGAAGUAUGUGUUCACUCACAUAAUAGAUCUGUCGUUGAUUUGGAUUAUUCUUUUUGUUUGCUAAGAACAUACCCGAAUGUUUUCAUUUUGUGUUUUGACUUUACAAAUUCUGUAUUACCUGUAAAUAUUGUAAAUUAAGUUAUUGUUGUUAUUGUACAUAUUACGCUGCAGGCAUGGAGAAAACAGUACCAUACCACCUAUACAUUUCCAAAGAAUAAGCUUCUAUUGCUGAUCUUCCAUUUUGUCUCUCACUGUUGAAAAGCAUUUUAAUGUUGUCAUAUCUAUGACCGAUACACUAUCUCAGUGUCCCUGUGUGUGAUGUAACCUUUACUGUUUGAGUUGCAACAUGAAUAAAGUGAAAGGAAAGG